Daphnia pulex (common water flea) is the source of this 2297-nucleotide messenger RNA. RefSeq lists its product as uncharacterized. Bases 194 to 1930 code for a protein of 578 amino acids. The record is from RefSeq and is a predicted model, not a curated record. The transcript has 4 exons. Lineage: Eukaryota; Metazoa; Arthropoda; Branchiopoda; Diplostraca; Daphniidae.
UGCAGCCGCCAUUAUUUUUCGUCUUUCACCAAAAGACCACUAGAUAAAUGGAGCUUCGUCGGAAUUACUGUGUAUACAAACGCCAAAGUUAACUUCCUGCCAGGAACACAACGAAUAUACUCUUUUCAUGAACAGCAUAUAGCUUACUGUAAGAAUUUAUAACUUGAUGAAAUAAAUAUUGAGGAGGACACCAAUGCCUAAAAGAAAACCAUUGACAGAAGAGCAAAAGGCUAAAAUGAAUGCACAAAAGAAGCAAAAAAGAGCUUCAGAGACACCAGAAGAAUCUGCCAAAAGAAGAGCAAUGGAAGCAAUGAGAGUAAAAAUUGCUCGCAGAAAAGAAACUCCAGAGCAGACGGAAAAAAGGAGAGCAAUAGCAGCAAUGAGAGUGAGAAUUACUCGCAGAAAAGAAACUCCAGAGCAGACUGCUAAAAGGAGAGCCAUGGAAGCUGAACGAGUUGCAAAUUCACGGCAAAGAGAAACACCAGACGACAAGUCAAGAAGAAAAACUACUGACGCACAACGAAAAGCAAGUGUCCGCGCAGCACAACGCCAAAUGGAAGAUAUCAUUAGAGCUAACAAUGGAAAAGAAAUGAUGCUAAUUUUGAACCGAGUCGAAACGAACGUCAAUCAGACGCUUCUUGAGCACGGGCUUACUUUAUCUCAUGAUGAUCUUCAAACGUUACAUGAUUUUCGAAAAGCAGCAGCAAAUAGUGAAAAGCCUGUUGCUCAGGAGACUGAUUCAAUCGAAAAAAAAAGCCCUUCCAUUUGUCCGACGGUUUCGCUUACGAUACAUGAUUCUGAAAUGCCCCAGUUAAUGAAGGAACCUUUACCACGAGUCGAACAACAACAGAAAGUGGUUGCCACCUCUCUAAGCUCCCUACAACCAGUCGUUGUUCCUUCCACAUUGGUUCCAGCAACUACUAGACCUAAAGUGAUCGCUCUAUCAAAGAAAAGGGAAUGUAAUAAGUUCGUGGAACAUAUAGAACUUACGAAACAAGUGUCAACUCCUUCAACCUGUGGCCUGCCGAUUAUUAAAAUAUAUAAUCAAAUUGCUCCAGCCGUCAAAAACAGCAAUGUCCAGGCGAACACCUUUAAACCUCUCACAAAGACGCCUCUACAUUCUGUUUCCAAUGGAGUAAACAUCCCGUCGGUAACUAAUCCGCAAACGGUAGUCUUGAAUACUCUUCCGAACAGUCAAGCCAAAUCAAGGAGUGUCAGAGUUGUGUCCAGGGUGCAGAUUAUCAGAUUGUCUGAUGAAAAAUUACAGAAGUUGCAAAACAACAAGUCGCACAUCCAGUAUCUCAGUUCUAAAAAGGAUUUAAGUCCUCAGGAAACUUUGCUAAUGCCGAUACUUCUCCAGAAUCAACAAAACAUUUUGUCUACGGGAAUAACAGUUCCAACGAUUCCGGGACAAUCCGUUCAAGGCAUUCCAUUUUUAAGCGGGGAAUGCAUGUAUGUCGUUCAAGUCAAUACCUUCCCAGCCUUGCCUGCUAUUCGAAAGAGCCCCGAGGAACUGGUUACAAUUCUACAGAGUCCCAAAGAACUGGUUACAAAAGUCCCCAACGCUGAGCCGGCUGAGCAAGCUGCUACCCCAUUUAAAAUUGAGAACAGUUCAGACUCCUCUUGGAAUCUACCUCAGGGCAAUAAUCCUGCCACGGAAAAAGUACUUCAAUUAAAAACUAAUAAUGGACGUGAUUACAUUCUCCCCGAUUCCGAACGAAUUAUUUGCAAUCGUCAAACCUGUGUCAUUGAAGUAGCUCUUCUGAGAACACAAUUAAACCAAAAGACAAUUGAUUUGGAGUCUUGUAACCUCGAAUUAGAUAAUAUGAAGAAAGAGCUGGAAAAAGCAAAGGAGUAUAUAGGUAACCUAAGAGCACAAUUAGAAGAGAACACCCAAACAUUGUGCUCCUACCUAGCUAACUGCUCAUAAUUUGUGUUUUCUAUUUUGAAAUCUCAAUCAUGUCAAGAAAUUUCAAAAAUGUCGUACCAUAUUGUGUUGUUGAUUUGAAGAUUGAUAGUGAAUGGAAAACUUGUUUCUUGGGGUUUAUUUUUAUGCCAGCAAUUCUUUUUCAUCACCUGAACUUGAGUUUAAUUUUUGUAUUUUCCGCUCCUCAUAAUAAGGCAUUCGAGAAUAAUUGACGUCAGACUGUGACUUAUUAUUGAUUAAGAAUAUAGUUUUGCAUUUUGAUUACUGAUUGAAAUUGAAUUACAUAUUUGAUUGAAGAAAUAGUUGCUAAUUUGGUCAUCCCAGAGGCCAGAAUUCUUAUUGAAAUAAAUAACUUCUUCAUAACACCAAA